Molecule: messenger RNA, 678 nt
Organism: Alnus glutinosa
Lineage: Eukaryota; Viridiplantae; Streptophyta; Magnoliopsida; Fagales; Betulaceae
Exons: 3
Coding region: 77-598 (173 amino acids)
Biological process (GO): chloroplast organization; positive regulation of DNA-templated transcription
Source: RefSeq, a predicted model, not a curated record
AGGUAUAUCGUUAAUUGUUGUGCAGUGCAGAGAAGAGAGUCUGUUGACUGUUGUGUUAAGGAAGGGGAAGGCAAACAUGGGACUGAGAGCUCUUCCCUUGACACCUCUCCGUAGCAAUUUCCCUUCAAAUUUUGGAGUGGCGCAAGACUUGUGUAACUAUAGGUUCAACAAGACUUUAAAGUUCACAGUUUCAGCCAAAACAGAGAAGGGUGAAAAGGAAGAACCAAAGAAGAGCAACCAGUCUUUGUUUAGCAACAUAACCGAAGCUCUCGAUUUCUCUCAAGUUCGAUCUGCUGAGGAUGCCGAGCUUCUGGCCGAGGCAAGAGAAGCCACCAAGUCUGGAGAGAAAAUGACCAGGGAACAGUAUGGGGCUCUUAGAAGGAAAAUUGGAGGAACAUACAAGGAUUUCUUCAAGUCCUAUAUCGAGGUGGAUGGGCAAUAUGUUGAAGAGGGGUGGGUUGACAAAACGUGCAAGGUUUGCAAGAAAGAUACCAAGGGUGAACCAAGGCAAGUGGACAAGUUGGGAAGAUAUGUUCAUGUAGCAUGUUUGGAGAGGUCCAAAUCUGGAAACUUUUUUACCAGACUUUUCUCAGGUUGAAGACGAUGGUUUGGUGAUAAAGUUUUCUUUUUCUGGUUAUUACAAUUGAUAUAGCAUGGUGGAAGAGAAUUGCAUUUGUA